Mercurialis annua (annual mercury) is the source of this 2422-nucleotide messenger RNA. RefSeq names its product subtilisin-like protease SBT5.3. Gene Ontology annotation, biological process: proteolysis. NCBI's taxonomy places the organism in Eukaryota, Viridiplantae, Streptophyta, Magnoliopsida, Malpighiales, Euphorbiaceae. The transcript is spliced from 10 exons. The coding region runs from base 40 to 2319 and encodes 759 amino acids. The record is from RefSeq and is a predicted model, not a curated record. Gene Ontology annotation, molecular function: serine-type endopeptidase activity.
UACACUAUCACUAGGGAGUGUUAUAGUUGAGAAGAAGAAAUGAAGAUCUUAAACCUUAUGAUUUCUCUUCUGUUUCUCUUCUCUUUCUCUCAGAUUCCAGCGCAAGCUGCCAAAAAGUCUUACGUGGUGUACUUAGGUACACAUUCUCAUGGAUUUGAGCCUUCUUCUACAUUGGAUAUUCAUGGAAUUGCUGAGUCCCACUAUGAGUUAUUAGGUUCUUGCAUGAAAAGCAAGGAUAAGGCAAGAGAGGCAAUAUUCUAUUCAUAUACACAUUAUAUCAAUGGAUUUGCUGCAAUUCUUGAAGAUGAGGAAGUCCAUGAAAUUUCAAGACGGCCAGAAGUUGUGUCGGUAUUUGCUAAUGAAGAAAAUGAGCUGCAUACUACAAGAUCAUGGGAAUUUCUUGGUCUGGAGAAAAAUGGACAAAUUCCGGCUGACUCUUUGUGGCGAAAAGGAAGAUUUGGUGAAGAUGUAAUUAUUGGCAAUCUGGACACUGGAGUGUGGCCGGAAUCGGAGAGCUUCAAUGACGACGAAAUGGGACCUAUACCAUCGAAAUGGAAAGGAAAAUGCGACACAAACGAUAAGGUUAAAUGCAACAAAAAGCUAAUCGGAGCAAGAUACUUCAACAAAGGCUAUUUAGCUUCUUUAGGCACUCCUCUAAACACUUCCCACGACACCGCUCGCGAUACGAACGGCCAUGGCACACACACCCUCGCCACAGCCGCAGGACGCUUUGUCUCGGGUGCUAAUUUCUUAGGGUCCGCCAACGGAACUGCGAAAGGAGGUGCACCGAAUGCUCGGGUUGUUUCGUAUAAAGUUUGCUGGCCAAGUUGCUUUGAUGCUGAUGUAUUAGCGGCUUUCGAUGCUGCUAUUAGUGAUGGUGUUGAUAUCUUGUCGGUUUCGCUCGGAAGUCGACCGAGAUUUUACUUCAAUCAUGCCAUUUCGAUCGGUUCGUUUCAUGCGGUUGCUAAUGGGAUUCUUGUUGUUUGCUCUGCCGGAAAUUCUGGACCUUCUAUAAGUAGUUCUUCUAAUACUGCACCUUGGAUUUUCACUGUUGCUGCUAGUACUAUUGAUCGAAAUUUUACUUCGAGUGCCGUCCUCGGCAAUAAAAAGAUUUACAAGGGUCUGAGUUUCAAUACAAAUACAUUGCCUGCCAAGAAGUUUUAUCCAUUGAUUAACGCUUUGGACGCUAAGGGUCCCAAUGACACAUUUGACAGAGCACAUUAUUGUGUUGAAGAAACGCUUGAUCCGAGCAAGGUAAAAGGGAAAAUUGUGUACUGUGAUGCUGGUUUUAAUCAAGAUAUUGAGAAGAGCUACAUUGUUGGUAAAGCUGGCGGAAUAGGCGUAAUCCUUUCGAGUUUUUUUACAUCCACCCCUGAAGCUCAUUUUAUUCCUACUGCUGUUGUUUCUCUAAGCGACGGUCCUGCAAUUUUAACUUAUAUCAACAGCACCAAGUCACCAGUGGCUUAUAUAAGUGGUGCUACAGAAGUUGGAAAAGAUGUUGCACCCGUCAUGGCCUCAUUUUCAUCUCUUGGACCUAAUGCCAUCACUCCAGAUAUUCUUAAGCCGGAUAUAACAGCACCUGGAGUAAACAUUUUAGCUGCUUUCACUAAAGCACGAGGAUCGACUAACACAUUCGUCGAUCAUCGCCAUCUUCCGUUCAAUAUUCUUUCCGGAACUUCAAUGUCGUGUCCUCAUGUUUCCGGCGUCGCCGCUCUUCUCAAAAGCUUGCAUCCCUAUUGGAGUCCUGCUGCCAUUAGAUCUGCAAUCAUGACAACAGCAAGUACUAGGACCAACACCAGAAAACCAAUCUUGAACGAGACUCAGAGCCAGGCAACUCCAUUCAAUUACGGUUCAGGUCAUAUCCGGCCGAACCGGGCAAAGGACCCAGGCUUGGUUUACGACUUAGGCCCCAAUGACUACUUGAACUUCUUGUGCUCAAUUGGCUACAACAAAACACAAAUAUUAACCUUUAACAAGUCACACAAGUGUUCAUCAGCCAAUAGUACCUUGUUGAACUUCAACUAUCCAUCGAUGUCGGUCCCUAAUCUCUCCGGUAAUGCAACAUUAACUCGAACCUUAAAGAAUGUCGGAAAUCCGGGCACGUAUAAGGUUCGUGUCAAGGCGCCUAAGGGAGUCAUCGUCAAGGUCGAUCCGAGGAGUUUGAAAUUUACUAAGAUAAGUGAAGAGAAAAAUUUCAAGGUGAUGAUAAUAGCGAAGGGAUUAUCUCGGAGUGACGGCUAUGUAUUUGGGACUCUGGUUUGGUCGGAUGGGGUGCAUAAUGUAAGAAGUCCUAUAGCUGUGAAAAAAAGCAAGAAAUAAUCUUAUUUCACCUCGUUGUAAUGAAGAAAAAGCAAGAGUUUGGGGUUUAUUCGAAUUUUUUUUAAUGCUAUGAAAUUAAUAAAAAAAUUAAGUAUUUUAAUUA